Molecule: messenger RNA, 1528 nt
Organism: Talpa occidentalis (Iberian mole)
Lineage: Eukaryota; Metazoa; Chordata; Mammalia; Eulipotyphla; Talpidae
Gene: DNAAF3
Product: dynein axonemal assembly factor 3
Exons: 13
Coding region: 17-1528 (503 amino acids)
Biological process (GO): axonemal dynein complex assembly; motile cilium assembly
Source: RefSeq, a predicted model, not a curated record
CCCCACUGGCAGGGCGAUGACCACCCCGGCGGGCUCGGGCACGGGCUUCGGCUCCGUGUCGUGGUGGGGCCUGUCCCCGGCGCUGGACCUGCAGGCCGAGAGUCCUCCUGCGGACCCAGGCUCUCAGGCGGACAGCGAGCGCGGGACCCCCGAGCUAGACGUGCUGCUGCUGGGCUCCGUGGAUGGGCGGCACCUGCUGCGGACCCUGGCCCGGGCGGCCCUCUGGCCCCGCAGGAGGGUCAACUUCUAUGUGCUGGAGAAUAAUCUGGAAGCUGUGGCCCGACACAUGCUAAUUUUCAGCCUGGCGCUGGAAGAACCUGAGAAAAUGGGGCUGCAAGAGAGGAGCGAGACCCUCCUGGAGGUGUGGGGGAACGCGCUGCUGCGCCCCGCGGUGGCCGCCUUCGUGAGCGCCCAGGCCGUCGCCCUGGCGCGCCUGGUCCCCGAGCCCGACCGCCUGGCGGAGCAGCUGCCCUGGCUCAGCCUGGGUGCCCUCAAGUUCCGCGAGCGCGACGCCCUGGAGGCCGUGUUCCGCUUCUGGGCCUCCGGGGAGAAGGGCCCCGCGGCCUUCCCCGUGAGCCGCCUCUGGGACUCGCGGCUGCGCCACUACCUGGGCUCGCGCUACGACGCCCGGCGCGGCGUCAGCGACUGGGACCUGCACAUGAAGCUGCACGAGCGCGGGGCCCGAGUCAUCCACACGCGCGAGUUUCGGCGCUGGAGGGACACCGGCGUCGCCUUCGAGCUCAGGGACGCGGGCGCCUACCACGUGCCCAACCGCACCCUGGCGUCGGGCCGCCUCCUGAGCCACCGAGGGGAGCGCGUGGCAGCGCGAGGGUACUGGGGGGACAUCGCCACGGGGCCCUUCGUGGCCUUCGGCAUCGAAGCGGAUGAUGAGAGCCUCCUGCGGACCAGCAACGGGCAGCCUGUCAAGACUGCAGGCGAGAUCACACAGCACAACGUGACGCGGCUGCUCCAGGAGGUGGCCGCCCGCCCCCGGGGCAAUCCCCAGCAGGUGCCCGCGCCCCUGGACGGAAGCCCGGAGCCUGCCGCCGCCCCCGAACUCUUCGCUGUGCGCUUCCUGCCCCUCGGCUCUGCCCAGACUCUGCACCACAAGCGCUGCUACAAGGGGCGGUUCCAGCUUCUUUAUGUGGCCUGUGGGAUGGUCCAUCUUCUGAGCCCCGAGCUCGGGGCCUGCGUGGCCCCGGGAGGACGCCUGGUCGUGGAGUUGGCGCGGUACCUGGUGGACCUGCGGCCCGAGCAGCUGCAGGAGUUCUCCGCCCGGGCGGCGGAGCUCGCGCAGGCAGCUGGGUUUGCCCCACUGCCCGGAGCCAAGUCCUCGGAGACCUUCUUGCGCUUCUGCAAGUCUGGGGGCUCCGCUCCGGGCCCAGUUGUGCCAGCUGCGGAGUCCUGCGCUGCGCCCGGUGAAGGCCUGGCCCCGCCCCCAGACGGGGAGGAGGCAGCGGCUGUAUAUUUAGUCUCGUCCUCGCCCUUGAUCUCAGUGUCCCCAGGGAGGUUCGAGGAGCCCGGGUGA